Molecule: messenger RNA, 594 nt
Organism: Oncorhynchus tshawytscha (Chinook salmon)
Lineage: Eukaryota; Metazoa; Chordata; Actinopteri; Salmoniformes; Salmonidae
Product: centrosomal protein of 131 kDa-like
Exons: 4
Coding region: 111-485 (124 amino acids)
Source: RefSeq, a predicted model, not a curated record
GGGCGCUUUAAUUAAGUCAGGUGUCAAUGACCGACAGAUCUCAUCCCCAUAAAAGGAGGAAAACGCCACCGCCUGAUCUCGCUGUUUCUCUCCCUUAACUCUGUGCGUCCAUGAAUCCGCGAGCUGCUGCAGACGAGAACCCAGAGUGCUGCAGAGGUACAGACCUCGGCCCAGGAGGAGAUGGAAACCCUGAGAUCCCACAGCACCAAGACUUUAACAAUGUGAACGUUGCGACUGACGUGGAUGACGUCACGAACCUGAGAGCGCUGUCGCCUGCACUGUCCAAUCGCAGAGAUUCUCAAUGCUCACAGGAUAUUGUGCAGCAGUCUGUGAGUGUGGAGGACCAGUUACAGGGGGCGCUGUUGAGCAGAGCCCAGUCUAUGACCACCCUGAACGACCUGACAGGGGAGGGCAACUCCAGUCCUCGAGGGCCUGAUUGGUGUCACACUUUCCCACCACCAUCCUUAGCAAACACAACUGAUUAAACUAAUGUCAUUCUAAACUGAAGAUCAUGAUUGGGUGAUUAUUGGAGUCAGGUGUGUUGGCUGGAGCUGAGGCAGACCUGUGGCACCAAUCAGGCUCUCUCGGACUGGA